Molecule: messenger RNA, 1620 nt
Organism: Mesocestoides corti
Lineage: Eukaryota; Metazoa; Platyhelminthes; Cestoda; Cyclophyllidea; Mesocestoididae
Source: the annotation of a GenBank genome assembly
AUGGUUUGGUUUUGUGUAGGCGACGACGUGGUGACCGAGGCGAACUGUGUUGCCUGCCAGUCAGUCGUCAUAAGUCAGCAUGCAGAGUCGUCGUUGUUAUCAAUAUGCAAUGACACAACCAUGGGCAAUCUUCGGCUGAACGCUGGUGGAGAUACAGAGGCGCCAUCUGGAGACGUUGAUGACUCACUUGAGGUUUCUUCUCUGCGAACGGAGUGUCCGAGUCUCAUCGGUGGUUGCUUGAAAGCGUCGCGUGUGGAGGACCACAAUCGGCGCGCUUUCGACCGUGUGUCUGUGGCGGUAGCAAGGAUCCAAGACGCUGUGGAUGAGUGGUCGGUGAAGGCGGCGGCAGAAAUGCCGAUGGCUCUCAGUGGACCUGACGACGUCGACUGCGUGGUUGGUGAAGACGAUAGAAGGGAUUAUUCACGGCGUCGUGAAACGCACGUGUCGUUUUCAAAAGUGAGAGGUAAGCACAGUGAAUGGGCGGAUCAGACCGAAGCAGGCGAAGUGGAGGAAGCGAUUGAGGAAGAAGUGAGGACCAUCCCCUUGCGAGUACACGAAGCAAUAGUGGCGGAGUAUGAGGCGCGCUGCAACCAGUUAACGAGUGCAAAUGACGAACUUGAGAAGACGUAUGUGCAGUUGUCGAAGGAGUUGGAAUCGGCGUGCAGAAACCACUCGGAGUCAAUAGCUACUCUUCAAGCGACCAUGGUUAGCAAGAGUGACUACGAUGAACUUGUUGGCAAACUGACACAGGCGCAGAAUGUCGCACGUGAGCUUGAGAACCGGGCAAAUGAGUUGCAGACUUCCGAGAAGACAAUGAGGGAUGCUGAGGCGAAGAAUGCGGCCCUGUUGGAAGUAGCUGAAUCGAGGCUUGCUGCUGCGGAAGAGAGGCGCGAGCGUCUUGUCGCGCGAGAAGUGGAGUUGCUGGAUGAGAUGGAGGCGAAAGACGUGAAGAUAUUGGUUCUGGAGAAUAACCUCCAGGCUGUGCUCAUGACGGCGGCUGAAACCCAAGUAGAGCUUGAGAGUUUGAGUCGCCGAAUGGUAGAGCUGGAGGAGGCGGCGGAGGGCCGAAACUCGAGGCGCUCAUCUGCCUCGGACAUGGAGGAGAAGGCUCGGAAGUAUUCCGAGUUGAAAGCCGUUGCCUUCAAGCUGAAGUCGCGACUGCACAAACGGACUGAAUUGCUGGAAAGCAGCAUGAAGGAGAAUAGACACCUGCGACGAAUUGCUCACGAGAACGAAAGGCGCGCCAAGGGGUUCCUUGAGGAGUUGGAGCGACUGCGUAGACAAAUAGUGAAGAAGAAUGCUGUCAUUAAGAAGCUGAUGGCGGUGGUACGUUCGCUGCCUGUUCGUCAUUUUGGCGCGAGGCCGUGUGAAGACGCGCCACAUGAAACCCACAAGCCUCCAAGACGUGCACGCUCCGUAGAGUCGAGUUGCAAAGGGUCUGGACACGAAGUCGCCCCGGAUGUUGGGGAGGAGUGUGUUGGUGUGGCGGUUGCCACUGCAGAGCCUUGUACAACCUCUGAUUUGUCUUCAAGUGAUGCUGAAUGGUACAAACGCGCUCACUUUAUUGUUGACUCUGAGUGUCUUCAAGAUGUCAUGAGGGGUGAGGAAAAGUCCACUUAG